This is a messenger RNA of Parasteatoda tepidariorum (common house spider), 1553 nucleotides long. NCBI's taxonomy places the organism in Eukaryota, Metazoa, Arthropoda, Arachnida, Araneae, Theridiidae. The record is from RefSeq and is a predicted model, not a curated record.
GUUUAAAACGUUUUGCAUAUUAGACUUAUGACAUUUGAAAUCUGGCAUCAAAACAAGAACAGUAAAAAUUGCUUAUUUUUUGCCGAGUUCUUUGAUUAGCCCCAGGCAGUACUCCAGUUCUUUGAAUACUUUUGAUGUCACUUCGCAAAGCUUUGAGGUGGGGUUUUGGUCUUGGAGUUGCUGGUUUCACAGUUGCAGCAUUACACAAAAAUAGAUGGGAACUUUCAACAUUAGGAUUUAUCCGUUUUGGUCGUGCGGCUGUAACGGUUGGAAAAAUAGCAGUAGAUUACAAAAUAUCUCUAAAAGGGUUAGAUGUGUCAAGUGAAGAAUAUCAACUGUUAAAGUCUGAAGUAAUAUUACUUUUGGUUCACUAUAGAUCAGCCAAACAAUUGCUUGAUUUAUGUUGUAAGAAUGGGGGUGCCUUCAUCAAAGUUGGACAACAUAUAGGUGCUUUAAAUUAUUUGUUACCGCAUGAGUAUGUAUCAACAUUAAAGGUUUUACAUAACAAGGCUCCCAAAGCAGCUUUGGAGGAUGUCUUUUUUGUUUUAAAAGAAGAUUUACAAGAAGAUGCUGAUAAAAUCUUUAAAUCCUUUGAACCUGAACCUUUGGGAGCAGCAUCACUUGCACAAGUUCAUUUAGCGACAUUACAAGAUGACACAAAAGUAGCUGUAAAAGUUCAGCAUCGAAAUGUUCAUUCUCAUGCAAGAGUUGACAUGGCAACUAUGGAACUGCUGGUAAACAUUGUCGACAUGAUCUUUCCUGAAUUUACAUUUAUGUGGCUUGCUGAAGAAACAAAAAGAAAUUUGCCCCUUGAACUAGACUUUAUACAUGAAGGGCAGAAUGCAGAAAGAGUAGGAAAAAUGUUCGCUUCUUUUUCGUGGUUAAAGGUACCUAAAAUAUAUUGGAAUUUAUCAACCAAACGAGUACUAACAAUGGAGUAUUGUGAAGGUGGUCAAGUUGAUGAUGAAAAGUACAUAAAAAAACAUAAAAUAUCUCCUUCUGAAGUAUCCAAAAGGCUUGGAGAACUCUACAGUCAAAUGAUUUUUGUUCAAGGAUAUGUUCAUUGUGAUCCUCAUCCUGGGAAUAUUUUGGUUCAAAAAGAUAAAGACUCAAAGGAUAUGAAAAUUGUGCUCUUAGAUCAUGGUCUUUAUGUGGAUCUUACAGACCAAUUUAGAUUUCAGUACAGCAAUAUGUGGUUAGCCUUAAUGAAUGCUGAUGUAAAAGGAGUUGAGUAUUGGGGCAAAAAAUUGGGCGUAGGGGAUUUAUAUGGUUUAUUUGCUUGCAUGCUUACAGCUCGAUCUUGGACAGCUGUGACUAAAGGAAUUGAAAAAACUGAAAAAACUUCAGAGGAGAAGCAAGAAAUACGAAACAAUGCAGCUAAUUACUUACCUGAAAUAACAACUGUUCUUAGCAGAGUUCCAAGAGAAAUGUUGCUGGUUUUAAAAACUAAUGAUCUUCUGAGAGGAAUUGAAGGUUCUCUAGGUAAAUCAACAGUUUUUUAUUUGAUUAUUUAUAAAAUUGUUAACCGAACCACAUGAUACAUUUAAGGAAUU